Molecule: messenger RNA, 528 nt
Organism: Cannabis sativa
Lineage: Eukaryota; Viridiplantae; Streptophyta; Magnoliopsida; Rosales; Cannabaceae
Product: protein SEH1-like
Exons: 6
Coding region: 64-498 (144 amino acids)
Molecular function (GO): protein binding
Source: RefSeq, a predicted model, not a curated record
AAGCACCUCUUUUCAUCUCAGGUGCUGGAUAUUCAAUUUGGAGUUUCUCAAUCAGGCUUAAAGAUGGUUGCUGCUUAUUCAGAUGGCCAUAUCAAAGUCUAUGAGCUCUUAGAUCCCUUGGAACUGAAGAAUUGGCAACUUCAGGCCGAAUUUCAGAAUGUCAGUGAUUCAGUUUCUAUUUUGAGCAAAGCUUCAUGUAUGUCUGCAUCUAUUUCAUGGAAUCCACCAAAAGGUGAAAGCCAGGAAUUAAGUUUUGUUCUGGGUUUCAAUUCAGAUACACCACAACUUAACUCCUCGAAGGAAGAUGGAGAAAGGUCAUGGAUCAAAUUUGUUAUCAGAUUGUGGCGCCGAAGAAGGAAAAGGCUCCUCCACCGUCAUCGAAGCCCGCUAAGUCAGGGGGAGGCAAGCAGAAAAAGAAGAAAUGGAGCAAGGGUAAGCAAAAGGAGAAGGUUAACAACAUGGUUCUCUUCGACCAGGCAACUUAUGACAAGCUUUUGAGUGAAGCUCCCAAGUAGAAGCUUAUCACUC